AUAAUGCACAGCAGAGUACACUACCUACUUGCAGUUCGCCUGCAGGGACGGCAACGUUGACAAUGCAGUACGGAUUACUUACCGCAGGCGGGUGUUUGUCAACCAGGUACGGUACCGCCCGUGCUGAGUCCCGAGCUCGGUGCGCCUUCGAAGGGACCCACCAAAAUUUGCGGCCCAGCUCCGAGCAAGGGCAAGCCCAGAGUUCUUUCAUGACACACCGACCGACCUUCGGAUCCAAACAAUCGCAUGCGUCGCCACGAGAAUGGCAUCCCCAGAAACUAACGGGCCUGGCCAGGCGAACGUCCUGGAUGGAAACUCUUCGCCCAAUGGCGCGGUCUCCCCUUCGCAAGCCCAAUCGCAGGGCCCAUCAGAGUCAGAGACCGACGGGCUACGUGCGAGGACGCCGUCCCUGAGCAGCUUCGCUCUCACAGAGUACAGUGCAAAGCCGAGCUUGCCGACCGAGGACAGAAAGACGCACAUGAAGAAGAUUGUUCCCGACGAGUUUCUGCUGCCAAAUGGCAACCCCGAUUACUUGCGACUUAUCAUCACCUCAUACCCCCGAGUCAGGGAGGUAUGCAAUGAAAUCCCGCUGCAGCACGCUGUCAACUUGAGCAACAGAUUGGAAUGCAGAGUUCUGCUCAAGCGCGAGGAUGAGCAGCCCGUGUUCAGCUUCAAGUUGCGGGGUGCCUACAACAAAAUGGCGCAUCUGGAUCCAGCAGAGUCCUGGAGGGGAGUGGUGUGCUGCAGUGCCGGCAACCAUGCCCAGGGAGUGGCGUAUUCGGCGCGGAAGCUAAAGAUCCCCGCCACCAUCGUGAUGCCCAAGGGCACCCCCAGCAUCAAGCAUCUCAAUGUCUCCCGGCUAGGGGGCCAUGUUGUGCUCCACGGGGCGGACUUCGACGAGGCCAAGGAGGAGUGCAGCCGGAGGGAAAAGCAGGACGGCUUGAUCAACAUCCCGCCUUUUGACGACCCCUACGUCAUUGCCGGCCAGGGCACCAUCGGCAUCGAAAUCCUGUCACAGACCAACCUCCAGAAGCUCGAGGCCAUUUUCUGCUGCGUCGGGGGCGGCGGCCUGAUUGCUGGUGUCGGCGUCUACGUGAAGCGCAUUGCGCCCCACGUAAAAAUCAUCGGGGUGGAGACGUACGACGCCGACGCCAUGACACAAUCCCUGGCUAAGGGCGAGCGUGUGGUGUUGAAAGAUGUCGGCUUGUUUGCAGACGGGGCAGCUGUCAAGAUUGUCGGUGAGGAGACCUUCCGCAUCUGCCAGGAGGUAGUGGACGAGAUGGUCCGGGUGACGACAGACGAGGCCUGCGCCGCGAUCAAGGACAUGUUCGAGGACACCCGGUCCAUCAUCGAGCCCGCCGGCGCCCUGGCAAUUGCCGGGCUCAAGAAGUGGGUUGCCGCCAACCCGUCCAGCGAUAUGACGAGGACAGUCGUGGCCAUCACAUCUGGCGCCAACAUCAACUUUGACCGGCUGGGCUUCGUGGCUGCGCGCGCUACGUACGGUGAAGGGAGAGAAGCGCUCUUGGCGGCAAAGAUCCCAGAGAGACCCGGUGCUUUUGCCGAACUGAUCAAUGCUAUCAUGCCCCACGCCGUGACCGAGUUCAGCUAUCGGUAUGCGAGCGAAGCCGAGGCCAAUGUGUUGGUCGGCAUUUCUCUGACGGCCCCGGCGAGCCAACGAACGCAGGAGCUCCGCACCAUCAUGGACCGCAUCAAGGAAUCUGGGACAAUGGAUGUGGUGGACUUGUCUGGAGAUGAGCUCGCUAAGAGCCAUAUCCGUCACAUGGUGGGUGGGCGAUCCAGCGUUCCGAAUGAACGGCUAUACAUGUUUCGGUUUCCCGAGCGGCCCGGCGCCUUGGAGCGUUUCCUCCGGACAUUACGCCCAAGGUACAAUAUCAGCUUGUUCCAGUACCGGAACUACGGCGGCGACAUUGGUCAGGUCUUGACGGGCAUUCUAUGCCCAGACGAGGAGGUCAACGAACUGAACUUGUUCUUGAAAGAGAUCGGAUAUCCGUGGGAGGACUGCACAGAGUCAAAGGUGUACAAAACUUUCUUGCGUGCUUAGUUAGAUAGACAAGGUGCAGGAGCUUAGGUUUCUUUCAACGCUUGACCUGUGCCACAGCCCUACUUUCGCUAACUGAACUACUUAUAGCCUAGUAAGCAAGUAAGGUCUCAUAGGCCGAGGGUUGUAGCUUGUAGAGGAUAUCGCUAAAGCAACGCCCUAGCUACUUAAAAGCUAUAUAUAGCGUAUAUUGAAGAAGCUUUUUUAAAAGCUAGUAAUCGACCUUAG
Messenger RNA from Thermothielavioides terrestris NRRL 8126, 2287 nucleotides. RefSeq lists its product as uncharacterized. NCBI's taxonomy places the organism in Eukaryota, Fungi, Ascomycota, Sordariomycetes, Sordariales, Chaetomiaceae. The transcript is spliced from 2 exons. The record is from RefSeq and is a predicted model, not a curated record. Gene Ontology annotation, biological process: L-threonine catabolic process. Bases 263 to 2062 code for a protein of 599 amino acids. Gene Ontology annotation, molecular function: threonine deaminase activity; pyridoxal phosphate binding.